This is a messenger RNA of Apaloderma vittatum (bar-tailed trogon), 1634 nucleotides long. RefSeq names its product ER degradation enhancer, mannosidase alpha-like 1 (gene EDEM1). NCBI's taxonomy places the organism in Eukaryota, Metazoa, Chordata, Aves, Trogoniformes, Trogonidae. The transcript is spliced from 10 exons. Gene Ontology annotation, cellular component: membrane; endoplasmic reticulum. Gene Ontology annotation, biological process: mannose trimming involved in glycoprotein ERAD pathway; carbohydrate metabolic process; endoplasmic reticulum mannose trimming. Gene Ontology annotation, molecular function: mannosyl-oligosaccharide 1,2-alpha-mannosidase activity; calcium ion binding. The annotation marks the transcript as partial. The record is from RefSeq and is a predicted model, not a curated record.
GUAAUGGGAAACUCCUCAGAAUUCCAGAAAGCUGUGAAGUUGGUGAUUGACACGGUUUCGUUUGAUAAAGACUCGACGGUCCAAGUUUUUGAGGCAACAAUCAGGGUUCUGGGAAGCCUGCUUUCUGCCCACAUCAUAAUUACGGAUACCAAACAGCCUUUUGGUGAUAUGACCAUUAAGGAUUAUGACAACGAACUCUUGCAUAUGGCUCAUGACCUGGCAGUGAGACUACUCCCAGCGUUUGAGAACACCAAAACUGGAAUUCCGUACCCUCGGGUCAAUCUGAAGAAGGGGGUACCUCCGGACAGCCAUAACGAGACUUGCACCGCAGGAGCUGGUUCCUUGCUGGUGGAAUUUGGUAUCCUCAGCAGGCUGCUCGGGGAUUCCACGUUUGAAUGGGUGGCCAGGAGGGCUGUCAAAGCACUCUGGAGUCUCAGGAGCAAUAACACCGGACUGCUAGGAAAUGUUGUGAACAUUCAAACUGGCCAUUGGGUUGGAAAGCAGAGUGGCUUGGGAGCAGGAUCAGACUCGUUCUAUGAGUACCUUCUGAAGUCUUACAUCCUUUUUGGAGAAAAGGAAGACUUGGACAUGUUCAAUGAUGCUUAUCGGAACAUUCAGAACCACUUAAGAAGAGGUCGAGAAGCUUGCAAUGAAGGUGAAGGUGACCCUCCUUUGUACGUUAAUGUCAACAUGUUCACGGGACAGCUGAUGAACACGUGGAUUGACUCUUUGCAAGCCUUUUUUCCUGGGCUACAGGUGUUGAUAGGAGAUGUGGAAGAUGCCAUUUGUCUUCACGCUUUUUAUUACGCCAUAUGGAAACGCUACGGAGCCCUCCCAGAAAGAUACAACUGGCAGCUGCAAGCGCCGGACGUUCCCUUUUAUCCGCUGAGGCCGGAAUUAGUGGAAUCCACCUAUCUUCUUUAUCAGGCCACAAAGAACCCAUUUUACCUUCAUGUGGGAAUGGAUAUUCUGCAGAGUUUGGAAAAAUACACAAAAGCAAAGUGUGGCUAUGCCACAUUACACCACGUUGUAGAGAAGACAAAGGAAGAUCGAAUGGAGAGCUUUUUCCUCAGCGAGACGUGUAAAUAUUUGUACCUGCUGUUUGAUGAAGAGAAUCCGCUGCAUAGAUCUGGAAAUAAGUACAUGUUUACUACUGAGGGGCAUAUCGUGUCUGUGGACGAACGUUUUCGUAAUUCACUGUGGCAAGACAUCCUCCCCGGAGAAGAGGACAGCGCAGAAAAAAUUAAACCCAGCGAGUUCAAGGCAGUCAACUUCAGCUCUAACUGUAACAGAGUUCCCGACGAGAGGAGAUACCUGCUGCCCUUGAAGAGUAACUACAUGCGACAGAUUGAUCGGAUGGUGGGCUUGAUCUGAGUGGUUCUUCGGAGUCAACUCCUGCCCUGCGUCAGGAGGAGAUUCCUCUCCUCUCCGGCUACACCCCUGCGUACGCCCAGUCACUUCACUUGGGUAUCCCUCGUGCUUUUAGCUUUCAGCUCUGGAUGUGAAGGGAGAUCAAGUUCUCUUAGAGUUCAGUCUUCUGAACCGCGGUAACCUCACAUGCCACGUGAACAGAGGUUUCUUAUUUUAAGACUUCCUCGUGAAAAAUGUUGCAAAUGAAGGCUGAAUAUACUUCA